AACGGUUCACCAGCUCCGGAAUGCGGUUGGCCCCGAGAUCGAGUUUGUGCUAGAGAGUUAUACUAUCCACCACCUGCAGGUGUUUGGCGCCAAGCUGCCCAUUUCGACUUUUUUUGCGCCGCAGAGAGACAAAUUGUUUAUCUUGUGUCAAGUGCUGUACGACGGCCACCCUUGGACCACUCCGCUCUGCCACCACUCGGCCCAACUCGACUCCCCUUUGGAGCUGUGAAAGUUUGUUGUCGCCAUUGCCUCCGCAGCUCGACUCCGGUGUCGUUUUGUGGCUGCCGUCUGCGGAGUGCCAGUUGGAACCUUGCGGUUUUUGGGGGAGCCAAAAUCGGAUGACAUUAUCUCCCUGGGCUCUACUGCGGGCCGCAGGACACGGGAGCCAGGAGACAGGAGACAGAAGCCAGAAGUAGCGUGGCGCGGCGGCGAGACCGAAAUUAAAAGCGAAACAAGGCGCCGCACCUUAGGCAUGCAUCUUUAAUCAGGCGCCAAUGAAUUUGCGCGCCGUGGAUCCGUGCGAAAUGUUUACGGCGUAUGAAUAAGCAAUGAAAUAAGCGCUCGCGGGCAUUUGUCAUUUGGCAAAGUGAAAAUUGAAGUGACUGUGAAAAUUGAGACAAAUGUGCGCCGCCAGCACCAGCCAGGAUUAAGGUCUAGCCGAGCCAAGUCGAGUAGAGAGUGGAGAAUCCGGGCAUAAUUUCUUCUUAACUAGUCAACCGCAACAAAAGCAACAAAGGAUGGAGGCUAAAGCUGGCUUAAGUGCGCUCGAGGAAAGGUCCCUGAAAGGUUCAGAGAAACUCAAAAUGCUGGACAUCACACGCGACAAACCGGUGAAGGUGGCCGUCAAAGUGGCGGUGCCGGUGCGAGAUCACCCCAAGUUCAAUUUCGUGGGCAAGCUGCUCGGACCCAAGGGCAACUCGAUGAAGCGGCUGCAGGAGGACACCAUGUGCAAGAUGGCUGUGCUGGGACGCGGCUCGAUGCGGGACCGCCGGAAGGAGGAGGAGCUGCGCGCCAGCGGCGACAGUCGCUAUGCCCAUCUCUUCGAGGACCUGCACGUGGAGAUCUCGACCUUUGCCGCUCCGGCGGAGGCCCAUGCCCGGAUCGCCUAUGCACUGGCGGAAGUGCGACGCUUCCUUGUUCCGGAUUACCAUGACGACAUUCGCCAGGAGCAAAUGUGGGAGAUGCAGGCGCUCACGUCCACGCCCACGUUGGGCACUCAUUCCCUGGACGACUCCCAGAGUCCCACCAUCAAUGCCAGUAAUCAGGGAGCGGGCGCCACCACCUCCUCCUGCAGCGGCGGCAGCGGGCGUGGCCUGGGCGGAGGACUGGCCGACAUGGACACGUCCAACGAUGACAAAUCGGACGUCGACGCCAGCGGCAUGGAGUGCCUGUCCACUGUCGACAAGCUCGACUGCUCGCCCACUUGCGUUAGCCUGGGCAUAGCCGGGAUCACCAGCAUCAGCACCACCAGCUCCGAGCACCCGCAUCCGCACCAGCAUUCGCACCACGCCCACCUGCACCCAGCCCAUGCCCAUGGACACCACCAGCAGCCCCAACAGCAGCAGCAGCAGCAGGCGCACCACCACAAUCAGCAGCAUCAUCACGGCGCUAGCCACCAGGCGCACUUCCACCAGCUGCUGCAGCAUGCCCACGGCGGAGCCAGUGCAGCGGCGGCGGCUGCCUGCGGGGAGCAUCUCUCCGGACAGGCGACUCCGGCAACAGCGGCAGCAUUGCACACCACAGCCAUGGCAGUGGCAUUGCAGCAUCAGCUGACAGCUGCUGGAAUUGGAGGACUCCUAAAGCCGGCCACCGGAGUGGGCGCCACCAUGGCCGGCCUGCCCACCAACCAGGCGAGUGCCAGUGCGUUGCAAUUGUCCGGCGAUGGGGGGGAGGCAGCCGCAUCCGCUCUGACGCUUCUGGAGCCACCAGGAGCCGCCCUCCUGCAUCCUGCGCUGCGAAAUGUCAAGACCAUCAACAUAGGUGGCGGUUUGGGCAGGAAGCGCCCGCUGCUGGGGGUGCCCCGCUCCGGAAUGAAUCCCACCAAGCGGACGGUGAUGAGCCUGCUGGCCAGGGCCAAGAACUCGCAGGCGCUGCACUCGGUCCGCCAGCCGAUGGUCACCGCGGCCAGUUUCGCUGAACCCUUGCAGAUGCUGACCUCGCCGUUCAUCAUACCGCACCAGGGCGUGGAGCAGCCGAUCCUGGCGCUGCCAAAGGAGAGCCUGGCCCAGGGCGUCUAACCCAGUGACCUGCUCCACCUGCGGCUGCCCAGAUAGACCAAUCUGACCGAUAUCCACCUGCCCCGCCUACACCGGCUCCGAGGCCGGCUCUGACACUUCAAGGAAAAGCGAGAAUCUCGAGGAGAUUGCCGAGUUUUACUAGACGACGACGACGACGACGUUUGUGUGUGUAGUUGAGGCGUACUUUCCACGUAGUAAGGCUAUAUAUAUACCGAUCUUUAGGGACUAACUGUGAACUUAUCCGAGCGAAAUCUCGAGCUCGUGCUACACGAUUUUAUUUUUUACAGAGAAUAAACGGAGCGUAUAUUUGCAAUGCGAUGUUUUAUUUCCACAGAAGCCAAAAUUAAACACACAAAAAACGAAAAUGUUCGAUUUAAUGGAACAGAGUUUAAACUUUAAACAAAUUGAAACCUAAAAUUAGUGUCAAAUUAAAGAGAGCAACUUCAAUAGAAAUAAAUGUAAACGCAAUUACUUUAAACAAAUUACUUUAACUAAAUAUACACACAAAAUACGAAUGCAAAAGAGAGAAUGCAGAAACCCAAGAACACGAGUACCAUUAAAGAUAUAUAUACAAUACAUACGAACACGUAUACAAGCAUAUACAGAUAUAUAUAUACAUAUAUAUAUAUAAAUAUAUAUAUGUGUGUGUACUUAAAUCUAUAUUAACUUAAGAUUAAACCAAACAAAACUACUAAAUUAAUGAGAUAAUACAAUAAUUUUAAAGUAUUUUAACAGCCACAAAACGAAGACAAAGUCGAAUAUCGGAAGUCGAAAACAAAAACCCAAUACCUUAAACCUAGAACCUUAAACCGAAACGAAAUGAAAUUAGAGGGAUAUAUAGAGACCGUUGAGAUAGUAACCCCGAUCAGAGAGAUCCCACCGCCUUCAGCUUGCGUUGCCUGAUUGAUAGAUUGAUUGAUAGAUUGAUUGAUUGAUCCACGUUGAGUCCCCUCAGAUCCAGAGCCACAGCUGAUAGAUAUGAUAGAUAGUUCGGUUUCAGUUUUAGAACGGAAAGUUUCAGAACAUCGAAAGCAGCAGCGAUCGCCUAGAGAGUUAUAUUUUUGUGUUCCAAUUCAGAUACAGAUUCAGAUUCCGAACAUAUAUACACGCACCUAGGGAUAAUGUACGGAUGGUAGGAAAAAAGGGUCUUUGGUCUGAGUCACUGCAAAUACAUGGAAUUGGAAUAUAGAGAUACACCUUCAAGCUAAGGAAUUUGAUCCGAUCGAGCACCUGACCCCCGCUCAAAGAGUAAGGAACUACCAGUAGCUCCUACUCCUCCUCCUCCGAACCCUCCAGCAGCCAAUUGCUCACCUUAGCCCCCAGUUACUUCGUUGACUGUGCACAGCCCACAUAGUACAUACAUAGGGAUAACCGAUAUACAAUAACAAGCAUUAUUCAGUAAAUGUUCACAGAAAGUUUAAUCAAAACCAAAACAAAACCAAAGUAUUUACAAGAGUAAACGUAAAGUUAAAGUAAAAUUAUUGAUGUUCAAAGAAUGCAAAUCCGUGAAAAGUCCUACUCAUUGUCAUUAAAUGUAGAUGUCAAAUAUGCGAAGCAAAUUAAAUAAUUAAACCCAGUCUUAAAUGUGACACCACAACCACACAGAAACCGCCAAA
Molecule: messenger RNA, 3853 nt
Organism: Drosophila kikkawai
Lineage: Eukaryota; Metazoa; Arthropoda; Insecta; Diptera; Drosophilidae
Product: RNA-binding protein asd-2
Biological process (GO): regulation of alternative mRNA splicing, via spliceosome
Cellular component (GO): nucleus
Molecular function (GO): mRNA binding
Source: RefSeq, a predicted model, not a curated record